AUGGGGAAGCUAAGCAAGGACAGGAGAGACAUCUACUACCGGAAGGCCAAGGAAAACGGGUACCGUGCAAGGAGCUCCUUCAAGCUCAUCCAGAUAAACGAAAAGUUCGGAAUCUUCAAAUUAUUUGCCCCCGAAAAUUAUGGGGAAAAGGACAAGGAUAAAAUAAGGAACAUAUACAAUGAACAUUUCUGCUACAAUAUAGUUGACUUGUGCGCAGCCCCUGGUAGCUGGUCGCAGGUGCUGAAGAAUAUCUGCCUGUACAACUACUACCAGAUGCUCCACUGGGUAAGCAGAAACGAGGGAGCUGCACCCAAAUGUGAUGAACACGAAAAGUUUUUAAACAACUUUUCUCUGUACGUCAAUUUUAACGAUGAGCUAGAGAAGAGGAUAGAAUGCCUGCCCAAAAAGGAAUUUGUGAAAAAGCCAAAAAUUGUAGCUGUGGAUUUACAAGAAAUAGGAAAUAUGAAAUAUGUGCAGAUUAUACAAGGUGAUAUAACCAAAGCGUCCACUGUACAUCAGAUUUUAAAAUGUAUGAGACAGGGGGGGGACGUUGCAAACGGCAUGGGCAUGGGGGGUGCUACAUGUGUGAAUGAUGAAGGCGUUCAGGGAAGCGCCCAGUGUAAAGGGAGUGAUAAGGUAGAUGGACAACAUUGUGAAGGGAACAACUUGCCCACUUACGCACACGCUGUUGUGAGCGACGGAGCGCCAGAUAUAACUGGCAUGAAUGACAUAGACGAAUUUAUUCAGUCCCAACUCAUUUUAUCGAGUUUAAAAGUAUGUUGCUCCGUUUUAAAAAUCGGCGGAAAUUUUAUAAGUAAAAUAUUUCGAGGUGAACACACUGGUCUGCUUAUUCUACAUUUGAAUAAAUUUUUUGAGAGAGUUUACGUGUGUAAACCGCAAAGCAGUCGGAAUAAAAGUCUGGAGUCCUUCCUUGUUUGUUUGAACUUUUCUUUGCCGCUGUCCAAGAUUACAGCGCUCAGCCAUCAUACAGGGGGGGGGACACAAAAAUGUAAUCUUCAAAAUGUGCCUGAAGAAGAACUUCGAAAAAUGCAUGCAAAGUUAAUUACUGAGAAGGACGAUGAGGGAGAAAUUCGUACAAGGGGCAAAUGCCUAAGUAGGGAGGGAAAAAGGGAUGAUAAUACAAGUGGAGAGGAAUUCUCUGCUGAGGGGGAAGACCCCGCUCAUAUGAAUGAAGAUGAUAAUGAAGUUGAAUCGGAGGGGGGAAAAGCAGGUGACGGAAAAGGUGAAAAUGAGCUUGCACACAUAAAUGCAUACAGCAGUGACGAUGCUGACGGGGGGAACAUGUUAAAGGGAGACGAACGGAAGGACUGUGACCCAGAACGCGGUGAUACUCUGACGGGGAAAAAUUUUCCAAGUAAAAAGUUUACCCAUAAAAAUGUGGACAUAUUCAAUUUUUACUGUUCUGAUAGUGACGAAGAGAUAAAAUAUUUCAAUUCAGACGAUGAAGAAGUUGUAAAUGAGUACAUUGCAUCGGAAGUUUUUAUGAACGAUAAACUAUUUUCCUUUGUCGCCACACAGAAUUAUUACGACUCGGAUAAGUCCUACUUGCUUCCUCAGAAUUACGUUCGACAUGAGCCCCAGCUUAUGCCGCUGCAACCUCCCUAUUUGUUGUCUUUACAGAAGAAAAGGCAAGAGGGGAAAAAACCAUAA
Molecule: messenger RNA, 1671 nt
Organism: Plasmodium fragile
Lineage: Eukaryota; Apicomplexa; Aconoidasida; Haemosporida; Plasmodiidae
Exons: 1
Coding region: 1-1671 (556 amino acids)
Biological process (GO): cytoplasmic translation; tRNA methylation
Cellular component (GO): cytoplasm
Molecular function (GO): tRNA methyltransferase activity
Source: RefSeq, a predicted model, not a curated record